AGGCGCAGUUCAAUUGAACACCGCGUACUUGUUUUAGUUAACAUUCAUUUCACAUCUCUUAAAUAAGUGCAGUGCCUUAAUUUUGACAUUAUCGAUUAUAUCGAUAUCAUACUUAUAAUUAGAAUCGUUAAGAACAUUGUUUUUUUCUUUUUUAAAUUUAGUGAUGUAAUUGUUAUCAUUGUUUAUUAUUAAUCUUGUACGAAAAGUGGUUUCAGUAAUUUUUUCAAAAAAAUAUGAUUCCCUGGUCUAUCAGCUAGGCCGUAUGGAGGCGUGGCCGGGAUGAUGUAGCUAUGCCACGGCGCAGGCGCAGGCUCGGCUCGCGCGUACGAAACUACGUCAGGGGUUUGUUGGCCUUCCUCUUCUCCAAUGUUGGCGUCGUUGUGUUGGUCGUGGCUUAUACGAUAGCUGGUGCGUUCAUGUUUCAAGCGAUAGAAGGUGCGAGCGAGAUGGAAAGAGUCAACAAUAUGUCGAGGGAGAGGGACAACACUGCCCAGUAUCUGUGGCAAAAUGUGACGUUGACACUUAAUUUGUUUAACGAGACUGCUCUUAAGGAAAGCAUAAGCAAGGAGCUCCAGCAUUAUCAACGGAAGAUUGUGGUAGCAGUACGUCGUGGUUGGGACGGCGGGCGCUCAUCGAGGCAAUGGAGUUUUUCUUCGGCUUUCUUAUAUUCUCUUACCGUUAUAACCACGAUAGGCUAUGGGCAUCUCAGUCCUCGUACGAGCUGGGGUAAGAUAAUGACGAUAUUCUAUGCUCUCCUGGGGAUGCCUUUGUUCCUGCUGUACCUCAGUAAUGUUGGAGAGUUGUUAGCUAGUUGGUUCAAGUGUAUAUACGCGUUAGUGUGUCUCUGCAGAGGCUGUCCAGGAUUCUCGAGGAGACGAGUGGUUCAUCUGCGACCGCAGUUAGAAAUAAGUGAUGCGGAGAGUAUAGAAAGACCACCAGGCUGGAGAUCUGGUAACUCUGAUUCUGAUGUCACGCCGGAGUACAGGAUACCAUCGCGACCUCCGGAUUAUUUCCAAAGACGAGCUUACUUGAGGAGUGUUUCGAUGCCGCAACCAUACUUGCCACGUCCUCGUCCUGAUGUCCGCGGCUGGUCGGAGCCGGUCUACCGGGACAGUUCGGACACGAGUGACUUCAGUUACGUCACUUUCGAUGCUCAAACCAUCACCGUUCCUAUCAGUGUGUGUGUGGCUAUUAUGGUGGGGUAUUUAAUGUUCGGAUCUAUGAUAUUCGGUCUAUGGGAGAAGUGGGACAAAUUAGAUGGCGCUUACUUCUGCUUCAUAUCUCUCAGCAGUAUCGGUUUCGGCGAUUUCGUGCCAGGAGAACGAGUGUACACACCUCGUAUAGAGACCUCGUUCAUCGUGUGCUCCCUGUACCUCAUGCUGGGUAUGGCGUUGGUCGCCAUGUGUUUUAAUCUCAUGCAGGAGCAAGUAAUUCACUACUAUGCUGGUCUAAAGAGAGCUCUUAAACGAAUCUGCAGAUGCAAGAGAUGACGUCACAUCUUCAUUUAAAUAGUUAAAACAUUAAACAAUAUAUUAAAAUAAAAUAUAACUAUUAUUAAGGAAAUAUGAUUAGUUUAAAAGUUACCUAUGUAUUUUAAUAUUUUAUACAAAUGUUCAUUAAGUAUGAAAAUUUAAAUAAAUAUGGCAAGAGG
This is a messenger RNA of Nymphalis io (European peacock), 1651 nucleotides long. It is a transcript of the gene sand, whose product is annotated as TWiK family of potassium channels protein 18. Lineage: Eukaryota; Metazoa; Arthropoda; Insecta; Lepidoptera; Nymphalidae. The coding region runs from base 291 to 1490 and encodes 399 amino acids. The record is from RefSeq and is a predicted model, not a curated record. Gene Ontology annotation, molecular function: potassium ion leak channel activity. Gene Ontology annotation, biological process: potassium ion transmembrane transport; stabilization of membrane potential. Gene Ontology annotation, cellular component: membrane. The transcript has 11 exons.